GAGGCUACAGCUCAUCCACAGUACCAGCACACAUCCAUUCACACAUGCAUACUGCAUAAGAGAACUUCCUUAUAUAUCCAUUCACUUGCAGAUUCUCGUACAUGCAACCAUGAGGCUAAACUUUUCUUCAACAACUUUCAAUAUCCAUAACUUCAACCUUUUGUGAAACUCUACUCUAGGCAGAAAGAGAUCACAUUCUAUGAUUGUUUAUUGACGAAUAACUACCUGGAUUUUCAAAGCAAUGAAACCUCAACUCAUACGUCAGCAACCAAGAGAACGACACAAUGACUUCCUGGCGCGAUGAUUAUACGAAAGCUCUACAAGAGCGUGAUGAGCGCGAACAAACCAGCUACCAGCGCUUUGAUCCUACCUUCAUAGACGCUUAUACUCAGCUGCUCGACAAAGUCUCUGCUCAAACUGCAGCUGCAGCUGUUCACGACACCCCAUCUACCUCCGCCAACCCCUCAUCCCUCUCUUCUUCCGCUACAUCUCAAAAAGCAAUAUCCAAAAAUGCAAAUCAAACUCAAUCCACAACCUCAUCCGAGGUCCUUCAGCUCCGCGCUUCCUUAUCCGAAGCACUCCGUUCCUCUUCGCACUUCCAAUCGCGUUUGAAGACUACCGAAACCUCACUCCAAGCUCUACGUACCAAAAGUGCUUCGGUGUCCAAGCAGUUAGAGACUUUAACUCGAGAACGAAAUGUUCUCGAGAGGAAAAUUAGGGAUCGAGACGAGGAGUUGAGAGCUAAAACUAAGGGGUUUCAUGAUGUGCAGGAUGAGAUGAUAUCUCUGAAUUUGCAGCUUAAUAUAGCGGAGCAGAACGAGAAAAGGGCAAAAGCGGAGAAUAAAGAGUUGAUUGACAGAUGGAUGGCUCAAAAGGGAAGGGAGGCAGAUGAAAUGAAUAAAAAGUUUGGGACUUGAUGUAAGAAACUGAUGAUUGAGUCAAGCCUAUCACACUCUAUUUGAAAUCACCGAGAAAGGUAAAACA
Botrytis cinerea B05.10 is the source of this 984-nucleotide messenger RNA. RefSeq lists its product as hypothetical. The coding region runs from base 285 to 917 and encodes 210 amino acids. The record is from RefSeq and is a predicted model, not a curated record. The transcript is spliced from 2 exons. Lineage: Eukaryota; Fungi; Ascomycota; Leotiomycetes; Helotiales; Sclerotiniaceae.